Mugil cephalus (flathead mullet) is the source of this 2302-nucleotide messenger RNA. RefSeq names its product nectin-4-like. Gene Ontology annotation, biological process: homophilic cell-cell adhesion; heterophilic cell-cell adhesion. The coding region runs from base 554 to 1765 and encodes 403 amino acids. NCBI's taxonomy places the organism in Eukaryota, Metazoa, Chordata, Actinopteri, Mugiliformes, Mugilidae. The record is from RefSeq and is a predicted model, not a curated record. Gene Ontology annotation, cellular component: adherens junction. The transcript has 8 exons.
GGAACUUCAGGAUUUUUGUCUUCAAAUGUAAAUAUUUUAUUUUUCUUGUGCAUGCAUGUAAAUAUGUUUGACCUUCAACCAGGUAUUUAUUCGGUGCUCAGAUGACGUUAAAGCACACCCUCUCGGUAAUAUUGCUUAAUUAAAAAAUUGUCACAUGGUUCACUGGAGAUCCAAGCAGGACGAAUCGCAGAGAGAGAGAGAGUCUGCACUGAGCAGAGCAUUUCUACUGAGAUCCUCAUCAGCAGGCAGCACCAGGAACAGAUAGGACAGAGGAGGAAUAUCUAUCUACUGCUAUGAGCUCAGUUCAUCAUAGGUAACCUAUGAAGGAAAACGGCUUUUUAAAAUCUGAACCAGAAUUUUUUGCAUUUUGGCCAUGCACAGAAGUAGACGCCAAAGAAGAAUUCAGUGGCCUCGGCCUCGGCCUCGGCAUCUGGGAGUGUCACCGGAAAUGCCUGACCUAGUUGCCCAUGCCACGGUUUGAGCUUGCUGUGUCUCGGGGGAGAGAGACGUCAGUUUGCGCUGUUCCCGUGAGUCGCAGUCUCCGAUCGAAUGGAUGGAGCCACGUCUUUUUUGUGUGCCCUUUAUGGGCAACGUUUUUCUGAACCGUGAAAUCUCCGUGAGUUGUAAACUACUGCUGGUGCUGUCAGUUACACUGAUGAGCAGAAACACCGAAGCCCUCCAGGUGAUUGGUGGACGCGCAACAGUGGUGAAAGGAGGAACCGCUAUCUUACCCUGCAUACUCAUUGAGACCUCAGAGACCCUGACUCAGAUUACAUGGCAGAGGAGAACCAGAGAAAAACCUAAAAAUGACAACUUCUACACAAUCCAAUUGGAUGGACCCCAAUAUGUGAAUGGUCCUGAUAAUCGAUUUGAGUUUAUUGGGAGUUUUUCUGACAAAAAUGGAUCUCUACAGUUGUCCAAUGUUCAAUUGAAGGAUGAAGGCAGCUACACGUGCAUCUUCACUUUGUUCCCCAGUGGAAAUCACAAGACAGAGAUACCUCUGAACAUGCUUGUGCCUCCAGUCACAAGCCUGAAGGGUGAUAAUUUAACUUUGGGUACUGGAGAAGUUUCUCUUGCUACCUGCACGGCUGCCGGCUCCAAGCCUCCUUCAGAGGUGACCUGGCUCACUGAUACCCUGGCAGUGAGGGUGACGACCAACUCCACCCAGCAUGACAACGAUACAACCACCACAACCAGCUCACUGUUUGGAGUCCCUACCACGGAAAUCAACAACCAGUUGGUUCAGUGUGUCAUCAGAACAACAGGCCUGCCUGAAGAACAAGUCCUGUCUUUGACCAUCCAAGUUCACUUCCCACCCAUGAACGUGACGAUUGUUCAACCUUCUGAAAACUCAUAUGAAUGUGUAGCCAACGCCAACCCAGAGGCACAUUUCGUCUGGAGCAGGUCUGGUCAGUCUUUGCCUAAGUCUGAUAUUAAAGUUCAGGGUGCAACUCUGCAGUUUGUGAGAAAGACCUCUGAUCUGAAUGGGCUCUAUCUGUGUGAAGCUGUCAACCUGUAUGGAAGAAAAGGUGGAGGUCAGCUCCACGUGUACAUGGAUUUUGGCUCCUGCACUGCUGCCUGGACCUUAUUUGGUCUUCUGCUUUCCCUGAACAUUGUAGCCUUCUUAGUGUGGUACUUUCAUGAUGCUCUAAUACAAAUACUUAAUACUCUACUAAGCAGACAAGGAGAAAGAAACGCUGUUCCAACAUCUUCAAGUGAUGAUAGAGGAGAAGAGGCAUCUCCGACGGCAGAUCACCGAGUUUGACAUCUGAAACACAUGUUAGAGUCAUCUGAUCUGUGAACAACUGGGCAACAUGGACAGGUGUUGUGUUUAAUAUCCAUGGUUUAUCUGGUGUCAUAUUAGAAAAAGAAACAAAUGUGUGAAGAAAAUAGAAAGGACAGGUGUAGAUGAGGGAAGUCUAGUAGACUGACUCAUACUCUCAUUGUUGAUCUCCAGUAGGAUGUGGCUUCUAAGGAAACAGUCUGUUCCACUUUUACCAACUGCUUUAACGGCAUUUAUGUUCAGAGCACGAAAUCUGUAUCCAACGUUUUAACGACUCACAGCAGCAGAGGAUUAUGGUGAUAAAGAAGGGUGGAGCACAUCAUGAAUCAGACGUCAUAUAGUAUAGAUUGGGGAAAUCCUUGUUUGUCAGUGUUAAACGCCUGCUUGUUACAGACCUGGAGUCUGACAUUGAGGGUAUGUAGGUUUGGUUUUGUGUAGACCAUGGUAGUAUUACAGAUACUUGUUGUGAUCUUGACAGUAUAUAGUUCAUGUAAAGCUGUGGCUGCCUGCCUUUGGUAG